UUACCAUAACAAAGUGCAAUAUGAUUCUUACAUCGAUUAUUCAAUUUUUAUAAAAUUACCCGUGAACUUAAUUCGUAAUCAAAUAAAAUAAAAAUUACAAAAAAGAGAGAGAAACAAAUUAAUGGUAACAUAUUGAUGACUGUAUUCUUUUGUAAUGCCAAACUGAGUACCUAAAUUCAUUACACAAGAGAAUAAAUUCAUUUUAAGAGUUUGCAGUUUGAAAGUUUUUUAUUUUUGUGUGUUUUUUAUAUAAAAAAAAUUAUUUCGAGUUGUAAUUAUUCGCGUCGUUCUGUGUAAACACUUAAGUGGCUAAACAAUAAUUAUGAGUGCCUUAUUGUGGAAAAAGAGAAAAGCAAUUCAACAUUCGGUUGAUACAUUGUUGUGCGUGCUUAUGUAAAUAUUUACAACCAAAACUGAAAUAUUUACAUGGCCAAAACAAAACCGACACUAGAGGAUUACAUUUUCGAUAUGGAAACUAGGCCACCGGAACGGUCUGUCGACGACGCCGACGAACAUAUGAUGACCGAACAGGAUGUUUGGCAAAAAUUGCAGAAAAAGGAGGCCGAUUUGGUGCUGGCCGCUGAAUUGGGCAAAGCACUGCUGGAGAAGAACGAGGAGCUGACCAAACAACAGGAGAAAUUGAUAGAAGAAUAUUCAACGAAACUGGAGCGACUUGAGCAAGAGAAACACAUCCUCCGAAGAAAACUGUCCGAAGCCGAAAGUGAAGGCGACAUACGAGCUCAAGAAUUAGAGUCUGAUUACAAUGAAAUUAAAUCGAAAAUGUUAGCUCAGGAAACAUCGAUUCGACAAAAUGAAAGAGAGAAAAAUCUUUUGAUUGAAGAAUUGACGGCUCAAAAUGCACGACUCACACAACAACUUCAAGCUGCCACUCAAAAUGAAACGCAAUUGCAGACCAAGCUACAGGACAUAAAGGACCAAUAUUCAAUACAGCACAGUAGCUUACAGAAUCAUGUAAAUGGUGUCGAAAGUUUGAGAGAUGAAUUGGACAUGUUGGUGAAGAGUAAAGAAGACUUGGAGAAGCGGCUGCAGACAUCGUUGGUGGAGAAGGAUACUUUAAUCGCUUCACUGGACGAGUCUCGAGACCGUAUACAUUCCCUUCAAAAGCAGCUGCGCGACCAAGAAAUGAAAAUGCAGACGACGAUUAAAAAUCUGGAACGAGUGCAACGCGAGAACGAUACUCUAUCGGAACGAUUGGAAUCGGGUACGAAUGGUGAACGUGGACUCUCAUCUCUACAAAACGAAAUGGACUGUGACGAUGAAUUCUCCGAAAGUCAAUUCGACCAUUCCCAUCCGCUGUUCAAAGAAGCCCGUUCCGUUUACAAUCAACUGAAACAAUUGCUGCUCACUCUGCAAAAUAAUCAGGAUGGUGAUUCUGGUCUACAUUCCGAUCUGUUUCUGGGAUCGACUUGUCAAUCGGUCGGAGACGAUCUGAGACAAGGAAUGCUAGCUAGUGUUGCUGAUGAUGUUAUCAAUGCGAUUAUGGGUCUAGAUGUUGUACAUAUCAAAACUAUGUUGGACGAAAGUCGAACGAACGGUAUGGAUCAAGACGAGGAGCUUCGAAGGCGUCAAGAUCUUAUUGCAGAGUUGGAGGGCAAACUUUCUGUGAUCGAAAUUGAAUUACAAAGUGCAAUCGAAGAGCGGAAUCGAGCCAGACAAGAUGCUUCCGAAAGUAAUUUGGCCCAAGAUGAAGUGGUUGUUCAAGCUCGUAACGAUCGUGAUGCUGCCACAGCCAGACGGACGAAGGCCGAAGUUGAAUUGGCCAAAAACCGAGUGGAACUGAUGCAAGCGAAUAGUGAAUUGCUGGAGGCGAUCCAACAGAAGGUAGAACUAUCCGAACAGCUCGAGCAAUGGCAGAUGGACAUGCAUGAGUUGAUAGAAGAGCAUAUGAAGAAACAAUUGCACGAUAGCCUAGCUAUGAAAGAAUCGCCAGUUACCUCAGUUACGAAGAAACCCAACCGAUUUAUGGGUUUAUUUCAGCAAUUUCAAUUUCAACGAUAGGUAAAAAAGAAAUAAAAAAUUGUUUUGUGAUUUAGAUUAACCGUUUACAUUAGAUAAAUGAUAAUACCAUGGAAUAUGAUAUCUA
Bradysia coprophila is the source of this 2104-nucleotide messenger RNA. Its product is annotated as bicaudal D-related protein homolog. The record is from RefSeq and is a predicted model, not a curated record. Lineage: Eukaryota; Metazoa; Arthropoda; Insecta; Diptera; Sciaridae.